CUUUUUUAUUAUUGAUAUAAUAAGCAUUUUGUCCUUUUACACAAUUCACCAUUCGUAAAUUCGCUGUUUGCCAAAUGUAACUGUCAGAUUUUGUGACGUUAAAAAGCAGAAGAUCAAAAACCAAAACAUUGGAGGCUUGAAUUAUUUUUUUAAACAAAUGCAUUUAUGUUAAUAAGUUUAUUAGGUUGCCCGAAUAUAAUAUGUUUAAUUUAUAUUUCGCGUCUUCGAGGAAAAUUUUACCGUCGUGUACCUUCUGUAGAUUCGGAAGAUAUUAUGGUCAAAAGCUAGAAAAUAAGUACAGUGAAAUAGAAAAGAAAAAUAUUUUAGAGGUUAUAAACAAAUCAGAUGUUUCAACUUUGUCAAGGUAUGAUGUUACAAAAAAAAGAUCAAAAAGCAUAUCUCAAUAUAUAAAUAACAAUGGCCCGGUAAGUAGUUUAAUUGACAUAGAGCUUAUAGAAGGCUUCAGUGAGAAGCAUGCAGAGAAACUGUUUGACAGUAUAUUGCAGGGGAAAAUUAAUGCCGAAGAACCAAAUGCAUUGAAACAAAUAAAGGGCCAAAUAUUAAACCCUACAUUGUCCGAGAAUAUGAGACAGGCGGCCAAGUCAGUAUUAACAGUGUAUAUAACAAUCAAUUCAGUAUCUUGGACUUUAAUAGAUAAGAGUAAUUAUGAAGUGUUGGAAUGGCAAUACCAGAGUAUACAUUACCCCGAGAACAAGAGAUAUCAGCUCAGUGAUAUUUUAGAAAUUUCCUGGAAUAUAGUAACGAAACUGCCAACAGCUGACAUCUAUGUGAUGAAGGCAGAGGCCACAAGCCUCCGAGCCUCUGGGAGCGACCCCAACAACCCCAAAGUGCUUGGGAUUAACUUGCAAAAAGCACAAAUGGUGUCCAUGAUGGUCGCUUUUAUAUCUGCUAGAGGGAACAUGGACAAUGUAGAAAAAGAUGAGGAAUCCAGCGAUACGGAGAAGAAAUUUAUUCAGAAUGUCUUCUUUUUGCGCUCCUCGUUGCCUUUUAGAUUAUACGGUACCCUCAUAGGCAACGAGAGAGUGACGUCAGACCAAACAGUGGAAAUGCUUCUAAAGGAAUAUAAUGAAAUAUCAGCAAACAAUAGCCACGUUUAUGUUCCAGAUCGACUUCAGGCCAGGUUUAGGGACGAAAAGGACCUAGAAAGAGACAUGAUGGCUCAGUGCAUGCUGUUUGCAUUGACGUUCAUGGACCUUUGUAUUUAUAGGAAUAAAAGUAAAAUUGAUAAAUUGUUGUCAAAGAAGGCUGAUUAAAUUGUUGUGAUAUA
This is a messenger RNA of Zerene cesonia (dogface butterfly), 1288 nucleotides long. RefSeq names its product transcription elongation factor, mitochondrial. Bases 201 to 1274 code for a protein of 357 amino acids. Gene Ontology annotation, cellular component: mitochondrial nucleoid. The transcript has 7 exons. The record is from RefSeq and is a predicted model, not a curated record. Gene Ontology annotation, biological process: mitochondrial transcription; transcription elongation by mitochondrial RNA polymerase. NCBI's taxonomy places the organism in Eukaryota, Metazoa, Arthropoda, Insecta, Lepidoptera, Pieridae. Gene Ontology annotation, molecular function: DNA polymerase processivity factor activity.